This is a messenger RNA of Rhineura floridana, 3415 nucleotides long. RefSeq names its product BR serine/threonine kinase 2 (gene BRSK2). Gene Ontology annotation, cellular component: cytoplasm. Gene Ontology annotation, biological process: microtubule cytoskeleton organization; protein phosphorylation; intracellular signal transduction. Gene Ontology annotation, molecular function: protein serine/threonine kinase activity; tau-protein kinase activity; ATP binding. NCBI's taxonomy places the organism in Eukaryota, Metazoa, Chordata, Lepidosauria, Squamata, Rhineuridae. The transcript has 22 exons. Bases 290 to 2296 code for a protein of 668 amino acids. The record is from RefSeq and is a predicted model, not a curated record.
CUGGUUGAGGCUGAUGGGAGCUGAAAUCCAGCAACAUCUGGAGGGUCACAGGUUCCCACUCCUGCUUUAAGUCAUGGUAAAGCCCAACUUUAGUCAAUCCUAUAUAUAUAUAACUACUCAGGAGUUAGUUCCACUGAGUUUGGUGGGGCUUAUGUCCAGGUAAACAUGUAAAGAAUUACAGUUUAAAGCUACAAUCCCAGGGCUUGUGAAGUUGGGGGUUCACUGUGUAACAUGUCAAAAGGUCGCUAUAAAAAUUGUCAACAGAGAGAAGCUCAGCGAGUCAGUGCUAAUGAAGGUGGAGCGGGAAAUAGCUAUCCUGAAGUUGAUAGAACACCCCCAUGUUUUAAAGCUGCACGAUGUUUAUGAAAAUAAAAAAUAUUUGUAUUUGGUGCUAGAACACGUGUCUGGUGGAGAGCUCUUCGACUAUCUUGUAAAGAAAGGAAGAUUAACGCCAAAAGAAGCCAGGAAGUUUUUCCGACAAAUCAUCUCUGCUUUAGACUUCUGUCAUAGUCAUUCAAUCUGCCACAGGGAUUUAAAACCAGAAAAUCUAUUGCUUGACGAAAAGAAUAACAUCCGGAUAGCAGACUUUGGAAUGGCAUCACUGCAAGUCGGUGACAGUUUGCUUGAAACAAGUUGUGGAUCACCACAUUAUGCCUGCCCAGAAGUAAUCCGGGGAGAGAAAUAUGAUGGGAGAAAAGCAGACGUCUGGAGCUGUGGAGUCAUUUUGUUUGCAUUGUUAGUGGGUGCCCUACCAUUCGAUGACGAUAACUUGCGGCAGCUGCUGGAGAAAGUGAAACGUGGUGUGUUCCAUAUGCCACAUUUCAUCCCUCCAGACUGUCAAAAUCUCUUGCGGGGGAUGAUUGAAGUGGAUGCCUCGAAACGACUCACACUAGAACACAUUCAGAAGCACAUCUGGUAUAUAGGGGGUAAGAAUGAGCCAGAACCAGAACAACCGAUUCCUCGAAAGGUGCAAAUUCGCUCUCUCCCUUCCUUGGAGGACAUUGAUCCUGAUGUUUUAGACAGCAUGCACUCAUUAGGUUGCUUCCGUGACAGAAAUAAACUCUUACAGGACCUGUUAUCAGAAGAAAAAAACCAAGAGAAAAUGAUUUAUUUUCUUCUUCUUGAUCGGAAAGAGAGAUAUCCUAGUCACGAGGAUGAGGACCUGCCUCCUAGAAAUGAAAUAGACCCUCCCAGAAAGCGUGUGGACUCUCCAAUGCUGAACAGACAUGGGAAGCGGAGACCAGAGAGGAAGUCAAUGGAGGUCCUGAGUGUGACAGAUGGAGGAUCCCCGGUUCCAGCUCGCAGAGCGAUUGAAAUGGCACAGCAUGGACAGAGUAAAACAAUGUUCAGUAAAAGCCUGGAUAUCUGUGAAGCCAAUCCCAAAUUCAACAAAGAAGAAAGGAUGACGAGUGCUGACACAUUGGGGUCUCGCUCAAUCAGUGGAGCUUCUUCUGGUCUCUCGACCAGCCCACUCAGCAGUCCCAGGGUCACCCCUCACCCCUCUCCAAGGGGCAGUCCCCUCCCUACCCCCAAGGGGACACCUGUCCACACGCCAAAGGAGAGCCCAGCAGGCACACCCAACCCUACGCCACCAUCCAGCCCCAGCAUUGGAGGAAUGCCCUGGAGAACACGGCUCAACUCGAUCAAGAACAGCUUCCUGGGAUCUCCUCGCUUCCAUCGCAGGAAAUUGCAAGUACCGACGCCAGAGGAGAUGUCCAAUUUAACUCCAGAAUCUUCCCCAGAGCUUGCCAAAAAAUCCUGGUUUGGUAAUUUUAUUAACCUAGAGAAAGAAGAACAGAUCUUCGUGGUAAUUAAGGACAAGCCACUAAGUUCUAUCAAGGCUGACAUAGUUCAUGCAUUCCUCUCGAUUCCCAGUCUCAGUCACAGUGUCAUCUCACAAACAAGCUUCCGUGCAGAGUACAAGUCCACAGGAGGUCCUGCUGUCUUUCAGAAGCCAGUGAAGUUCCAAGUGGACAUAACAUACACAGAAGGUGGGGAGGCCCAGAAAGAGAACGGGAUCUACUCAGUCACUUUCACACUUUUAUCAGGUCCAAGCCGUCGCUUUAAGAGGGUAGUAGAAACCAUUCAGGCUCAGUUGUUAAGCACACAUGACCAGCCUUCAGUGCAGCAGUUAUCAGACACCACUAACUGUAUGGAGUUGAUGACUGGCAGACUUUCCAAAUGUGGGUUGAGACCUGUGCCCUGUGCUGAUUGGAUGCCUCCUAUGAUGUCAUCAAAGGUUCUUCCUGUUGCUGGAGUAGUUUUGCACUUUUCUCUUUUUUUGAUAAAUGAGUGAGCAAACGCUUUAAUAUUAUAUGCAUCACUUUUCAAAAGAAGAAGCCACCAGAAGCAUAGGAGUUGAAGCAAGAGAUAGCUGAGCUAGUUGGCUGUAAUGCACAUCUGUUAUUUUAGUUGUGAGGCCAGGAACACUCCAUGGCAGAGAGGUGUGCUGUUAUCUUUUUUUCUAAUGCAUCAUUUUGCGAGUUUUGUGCUGUGAAUGUACGUCUGUUAAAUAUAAUGGAAGAAUAGUUAGUAUAACCAGGUCUUUUUACAUGAACUGAUGAUUCCAAAAUGGUUUCAGAGUUUGUUUAAUUGAAGCUGUUAUCCCAAAUCAAUAUCACCACUUCAAGGUAGUUUACAAAGAAAAUCUUACAGAUCAAUGAACUGCACCUCCUUGCCUACUGCUUCUGAGUUAUCUUGGUCACCUUGUGCUACCUGUGGCUGUAACCAAUUCAGCUACCUGAAGGCACUACAAGCCACAGUAUUCUUUAUAUUGGCAUAUAUCUUGAGAGUAUAUCUUGGUAUCUAGAUUCUGGAUGGCCUUUCCUUCAGUUUUAUGUAUGCUUUGAAUUAUCGUUUGAUUCUGUACGCAAAUGUGACAAUAAUGUCUGUUAAGUCAAUAUUACUUCAAGGUGACCAUAUAAACAAGACAAGAGUUGGAAGCCUUAUUUUUUUUAAAAAAGUUCAAUUAACAUUUGACAGGACUGUCAAUGGCUAUUACCUAAGACUUUCAGGACAAGGCGUCCUUAAUGUAUUCCUUGACCUUAAAUUACUGGAGUAAACAACAGAGGAUUUAUUAAUGCUUUCUACAAUGCAUUAGAAUUGAUCACUAUUGGAAAUAUGGUGCUAGCCUAAAUGGUCUGUAGCUAAUAAGGUUCUUAUAUUUACUAUGUGUUAAGCACCAUCAUUGUAUUGAGAGGGAAGAGGUGUCACAAUUGUACUGCUGUGUAGAAUCGACAGCAUUGAGGGUUUUUUUUAAAAAAAAAAUCCUCACAUUUUCCAUACUGUUCCUAUUUCUGGUUUUAAUUUCACAGUGGAAUCUCUGGGUCAGAUUUACAGGUGCUUGGCAGCUGGAUCCAACUUACAAAAAGGAAACAGUUAUAGAACUCAAAAUAACUUUCUCAGUAAUGACUUG